CAGAGUUGUGGCGGCCCGCGGCUCUUGCCCCACCGCUCGAGAUUGUCAUUUGUAGCAUGUACAGAAUCGAGAAAGGUAAUGACAACAAACACCAAGCAAGCACUAAAAACUGGAAUUUUGGUGCGGCUCUCCUCUGUAUCGACUCUACAUCACAGUACAGGCCACGCCUUUUCGCUGCACCACUUCCUUCAUGAAUUUGGCAGGUAGCUGUUAGCUAGAUCUAAUAUACUGAUUUUUUGGGGGGUUUGGAGAAAAUCCACAAGUCCUUGUACAGUAUGAGCGCUGGCGAACUCGGCGAAGACGCUUCUUAAGUUGAAGAAACGUUGAAGAGAGUACUCGACGUUGCUUCGAGAUGGAAAGCAAUACUCCUCGACGAGUGCGGUGUCUUUCUCGCAGAGCGAACAACCGACGACAUAAAACGUAACCUUCUUGUCUCGAUCUUCCUAAGACAGCUUGAGUACUUCCAAGGUGUCAUGUUCUUGACGACGAAUCGAGCUACGACUCUCGACGCAGCGUUUGAGUCACGCAUUCAUCCCACCCUUGAAUCUCCAGUAUUAAGCGAAGAGAACCGCUUGAAGAUUUGGCAGACAUUCGUGGCAACAAAUGCCAAUAUCUCAUCGUACAACAGCGCUUUGGCUGAAGAGGAUCUGAUGCGUCUAGCCAAAAUCCAGAUCAACAGGCGGCAGAUCAAGGACAUCGUGAAGACAGCGAAAUUGUUGGCGAAACAGAAGCAACGACCGCUUGCGGAUAGAAGACGUAGAGCUGAUACUGAAAGUAAAGAUGAAAGCGCCGCUUCCUGACACCUGACUCACCAGCGAGCAGCAU
Messenger RNA from Macroventuria anomochaeta, 825 nucleotides. RefSeq lists its product as uncharacterized. Bases 474 to 800 code for a protein of 108 amino acids. NCBI's taxonomy places the organism in Eukaryota, Fungi, Ascomycota, Dothideomycetes, Pleosporales, Didymellaceae. The transcript has a single exon. The record is from RefSeq and is a predicted model, not a curated record.